CUACUAUCACCUUCAGAAUUACCUGAUCCCACACACACGAGUCACAAACAAUGCGUUUCUCCUCUGCAAUUGCCCUCACCGUCAUUAAUAUUGUUGCUUUAGCAUCAUCGAUAUCUGCUAUGCCCACCGAAGGUUAUGCAGCUGACGCCAACAAAUGUGCCAAGCUUUGCAUUCAUGACUCACAAUGCCGCAGUCUUGACUGCUCUACAUGGCAGACCAUUUUGUUUUUCUGCUCAGUGAGUCGUAUUUUUGCUUUCACAUUGGUGGUGUAUGGCCGUUGAUAUUG
Suillus discolor is the source of this 286-nucleotide messenger RNA. RefSeq lists its product as uncharacterized. The record is from RefSeq and is a predicted model, not a curated record. Bases 51 to 281 code for a protein of 76 amino acids. Lineage: Eukaryota; Fungi; Basidiomycota; Agaricomycetes; Boletales; Suillaceae. The transcript is spliced from 2 exons.